Molecule: messenger RNA, 2589 nt
Organism: Mesorhabditis belari
Lineage: Eukaryota; Metazoa; Nematoda; Chromadorea; Rhabditida; Rhabditidae
Source: the annotation of a GenBank genome assembly
AUGCCGGGUUUUCCCGCGCUCGGCGGCUGUAAUUGUCUUGGUGAAAGAGGGCUUGGGGUGGACUGUAUCAAAGAGAAAACUCGAUCAUCGACAAGAUGUUUGGCAGUAAACCGUUUGGCUCAACGACCACCAACAGCACAUUUGGUUCGUCAGGUUCUUCGCUUUUUGGACAGAAGCCAGCCGGUUCUUCACUGUUUGGCGCGACAACUCCCGCGAAUCAAGGAACCUCAUCGCUAUGGGGCGCUCAAAAGCCGGCCACGACGAGUCUUUUCGGAAAUUCUCCUUCGCAAUCUUCAUCGCUCUUUGGAGGCGAGUGCUGUUUGUACAACACAAAACACAUCGGGCAAUUCAUUGUUCGGAUCUACGCAAGCCAAGCCAUCACUGUUCGGCUCAUCGCAGCCUGUCACUUCAACUUUCGGAUCACCGUCGUCACAGUCUAGUCUCUUCGGUGGUAUGGGAACGACUUCGGGAGGCUCUCUAUUUGGAUCAUCUACUGCAACGACGACCAAUGGAACAACCGUCAAAUUUCAAGCACAAACGGGAACGGACACGAUGCUGAAGAACAACACUCAACAGAAUAUCAACACAAAGCAUAUGUGCAUCUCUGCGAUGAAGGAAUAUGAGACGAAAAGCUUGGAGGAACUACGAAUGGAGGAUUACAUUGCAGGUCGAAAAGGACCUACCGCUGGCAGUGCGACGGCUUCUAUGUUUGGCAGCGGCCAAGGAGCAACCACUUCAUCUACAUCAAUAUUUGGAGCAAGCACACAGCCAAAAACUGGCAUCUUUGGAUCGCCAACUUCGAACAGCUUUGGAGCAGACAGACAGACAACAAAUACAUUGUUUGGAUCUCAACCACAACAACAAGCGUCAACGCCGCUCUUUGGGCCAAAGCCGGCUACCGGAUUGUUCAACUCAACUACUACAUCAGCAUUUGGAGGCACCACAGCGUCUCCCGGCACAUCGUCGAUAUUUGGAGGGACCAAACCACAAGCUUCAACAUUUGGCCAGCCCGCAACCGGUGGCAGUUUAUUUGGCGCCACUUCAGCAUUUGGUACUACGAAUACAGCACAACCCUCAACUGGAUUUUCAUUUGGUGGAUCAAAUACUGGAACAUCCGCCUUUGGACAAGCACCGUCAGCAAACCUUGCACAACCUGCCGCCAGUGGAGGAGUUUUUGGACCACCAGCGGCAAACAAGUCUCUAUUUGGAUCUACGACAGCUCCCGGUACUUCGUUAUUUGGCACUCAACCAUCGACAGGACUAUUUGGACAAACUCAACCACAACAACCACAAGCGGGAGGACUUUUCGGAACACAAGCACAGCCUACUAUUGCUGCUGCGAUGCCAUCACAAGUGCCCGUUGCUGCAGCGGCACCAAUUGUGCUCGGAUCGGACGUGAAUCAACGGCAAAUCGAACGCGCAUUGCUGGAGGCCCAACUGGCAGCCACUCCCUAUGGUGAUGGACCGUUGUUGAAAUGGAUGGAUGCUGCGAAAGCGACAACCGAUGAUCAAACGAACUCAGCAAACGUACAACGCCAAUUGAAAUUCCUGGAAUCGUUGGCUGGCUCACCGGUGCUUUCUGGCAAUGGAUCUCUUGUGCCGCCAUCGAUCUCUGCUUCUCGAGUUCCAACUUUGGCAAAUGGUAUCCAAACGGUCCCAGCGAUGAGCAACUCUCCUUUGUCAGCUAGACGAAAUGGGGCAACGCCGCGUUUUGAUGCUGGUGAUGCGACAAUCGACAGCGCUCUGCCGGGAAGCACGAAUCAAUUGAUUUCAACAACACGCCGUACAAAUAUCAAGCACUUGGAUCCAAUGAUGAUGCGUGACGCGUCGACGGUCAAUUCGCCACAGGGUUUUGCCGAUCCGGAUGAGCUGCCUAAGAUUACGAAUCGAGACAAAGUUGUCUCAACCGACAAUGCUACGUUCGUUGUGAAAGCAGACACAAGAAAGCCUCACAAGCCUGUGCUUCCAUCUCUUCAUUUGGACGGUUCUCUUCAAGAUGAUAGCAUUGUUCAAGUUCAGCCAGCGGCUCCUCAAAUGAAGAUUCAAGAGAUUCCGGCUUCCAAGAUGGUGUCAAAGCCAACCGAUGAUCUGAUUACUAGCCCAAAGAGUAUUUCAAGCAACGAUGACUACUUCUCGGAUCCUCCAUUGGAUCGAUUGAAAAACCAGACUGAUGACGAUUAUAUCGAUCUUCCCGAUGGUUUGCUCGUUGGAAGAUUGACGUAUGGAAGUGUUUUUUGGCCCGGACCGCUUCGAAUUUCAAAGGACAUCAAUAUUAACAAAGUUGUUGUUUUUCGCAAUAAGGAGGUCACCGUUUACCCAAAUGAGGAUCAAAAGCCUUCUGUUGGCGAAGAGCUGAAUCGAUGCGCUGAAGUGACUUUGGAACGUGUCUGGCCAGUGGAAAAGGAAACGAAGCAACUCAUCAAGGAUCCGGAAGUGUUGAUUGGUAUGAAAUGGCGCGAGCGUUUGGAGCGUAUCAGUGCUCGAAUGGGCGCCAAUUUCAAAGACUACCGCCCAACUACUGGCUCGUGGGUCUUCCGCGUUGACCACUUUUCUUCUUACGGUUUAUUGGAAUCCGACGAGACGAAGGAA